AUGAUAUUUCAUGUAAUUGACGGAAAUUUUCUAGAGUUUCUGGUGGCCCUUUUCUUGGGAUAUUGUUCCCCAGCUCGAUUGGACAGCACAUAUCUUCCCCCUGGAGCGAACGGAGCUGGAGGUGGGCCUGGAAUAUCUCCCCCGUUUGGUGGUUCAGGAGGGCGGCCUGCAAUUAAUGGUGGUGGUGGGAGACCGGGUGGCAAUGGAAAUGGGGGACCGCGCCCGGUAUACGGGGCACCUGGAAAUGGUGCUGGUGCUGGAGCUGGUGCGAGUGCUGAUGCUCAAGCGACAAUUAUUUCAUACGAAAAUGAAAAUGAUGGCAGUGGAACCUAUAAAUGGAGUUACGAAACAAGUAAUGGAAUUAAAGCUGACGAAACUGGAGAACUGAAAAACGCAGGAAGUGAAGCUGAAGCACAGUCGGCUGUAGGAUCCUUUUCUUACACGGCUCCCGAUGGAACCGAAAUUAAAAUCGAAUAUACCGCUGAUGAAAACGGUUUUGUACCCAAAGGUGAUCAUUUGCCAACUCCUCCUCCAAUUCCACCAGAAAUUUUAAAAUCCCUAGAAGACAAUGCAGCGGAGGAAGCAGCUGGAGGUGGCAAUGGAAAUGGAUAUCCGUCCUCUGGUGGAAAUGGUAAUGGAGCUGGCGGUGGCAAUGGAUAUAAAUAUUAGUGAACGAUAUUUUAAAAUGGAUUGGUGGAAAGCCGUAUUGUCUCAUCUACCAAUCAUAAGUGAGCCGAUGCCAAGUACCAUUUAUACAUAUUAUUUAGCUUUAAUUUAUAAUUUUUUGUGGUGCCUUUUACAUACUUAUAUCUGCAUGUUGAAUCAUUAAACAUUAAGCAACCAUUAUAUUUUUCUAAUAUAAUAUGUAGGUAUUGUUCAGGACAUCGACACCAGAUAUUUCAUAUUAAGGGCAAUGGUUUGAAGAUCAUAAUUACGUUGGUUUCCGUUCAAAUAUACAGUUUUGCAUUCAAAAACUCAACCUUUUUACACCUGCAUUUCAAAUUCAGUUGCAACCUGAUAAUUUGUAAAAUAACAAACCAUUGAAGUGCAAUAAUUUUUAAUAUACAUAAGUCUGUUUAGUUAGAAAAAGGCAGACCGACGGGACUGAACUAUAAUUUAAAUAAGUCACUGUCUUUGAUGACGACCUACCGCUAUGACAUGGACAAUGAGCUCUAAAUUUAAAUAAUCAAUGUAAGUUUGAGAUUGUGAUUAUACAGGCAUUUGUAAUGCCUAUUUUUGACACAUUUUCAAAUAGUUGUAAGAUGUUAGCUGUAUAGUGUAUCAUGGCUGUAAUUUUUAAAGAAUACAUUUAUUAUUAUUCA
Dendroctonus ponderosae (mountain pine beetle) is the source of this 1322-nucleotide messenger RNA. RefSeq names its product pupal cuticle protein 20. The transcript has 6 exons. The record is from RefSeq and is a predicted model, not a curated record. Bases 1 to 669 code for a protein of 222 amino acids. Gene Ontology annotation, molecular function: structural constituent of chitin-based larval cuticle. Gene Ontology annotation, cellular component: chitin-based extracellular matrix. Lineage: Eukaryota; Metazoa; Arthropoda; Insecta; Coleoptera; Curculionidae.